CGUAGUCAGUGCGUCAGUGGCUUUUCCCAGUGAUCUUGAACGCAUCAUCAAAUCCUGCAAACUCGGAAGUUCACCUGCAGUCCACAGCUGUCUCUCCUCCACCCAGGUUCACUCACUGCCCCACCGCAGACCGUCCGGAUUCCUUUACUCACACUUUUCAUGUUUUUUAGUCUCCAAGCCAACAGAAGAAACCCGAGUUGAAUGAUUCGGUGAUGCUGUGUCGCCUGUUCCUGCUCGCCGCUCUGCUGCCAGGCUGCUCCGGAGCAUCCUCGGUGGAGGAUCCGGUGGAGCAUGUCCGGGUCUUUGCCGGCGACGCUGUCCUUCUGCCGUGCAGCUUCAGCAUCCCCGCCAGCGGCGAGCUCCAGACAGUGGAAUGGUCCAAGCAUGGCCUGGAUCGCAACAUUGUCUUCUUGCACCGGGGUGGCUACGAGAUCCCUGAGGAGAAGCAUCCGGACUUCUUGAACAGGACGAGCAUCAUCCCCAAAGAGCUGGAGAAUGGCAACUUCUCGUUGAGGAUCUCCAACGUGCGGCUGGCGGAUGCAGGGACGUACCGAUGCAUGAGGAUGUGGAUGGACGGCCCUCGCAACGUCACAUCGGUGGAGCUCGUUGUGGCUGCCGUUUCUGAGCCCAAACUCUGGGUGACGUCGGCCGAGGGCGGAAACGUGACUCUGCGGUGCGAGGCCAGCUGCUGGCUGCCGGAGCUGCAGAUCGACUUCCUGGACAAACAGGGGAAGUACAUCCAGGCCGAAGGACCCAAAAGGGAUGAAGACGCCCGCGGGUGUUUCACCGUGACACGAAGAGUGACUCUCCAGGCUGCUGCUGCCAACGGGUUCAGGGUCACCUGCAGAGUCCACCAGCCGGAGACCAACCAGACCAGGGAAACGGAGAUCAUCAUACCAGUUGAUGGAGGGUGGUCCUGCAUUCUGACGUCUGCCAUCGCUGUUGGAGCGACCGUUUCACUUCUGUUAGUUGUCUGUCUGGGGAAGAGAUGUGGCAAAUGUGCGGAGGGACAAAAACUCCCGGUGUCCAGACAGCCGUCGGACCAAAGCACAUUUAGUGGCAGCUCUGAGAAUCAGUUGCUGCUGCCCUGCGUCACGAUAGAGGACCUCAGGAUAAAGCUUCGGGAGCAGGAAAAUACAAUCCUCCAGCUACAGAGCCAAAACCAAACUCCUCUAAGUCCGGUUGUUUGCCAGCACGACCGGCAGGUGGUCCUCCAGAACGACCGGCAGGUGGUCCUCCAGAACGACCGGCAGGUGGUCCUCCAGAACGACCGGCAGGUGGUCCUCCAGAACGACCAGGCGGUGGUCCUCCAGAACGACCAGGCGGUGGUCCUCCAGAACGACCGGCAGGUGGUCCUCCAGAACGACCAACCGGUCCUCCUCCACGGUCCUGCAGUAGACAGCUGCCCUCCAAAAUCUGUCGAUGUACGGCAGAAAAACACCCCAAAGCCUGGCGUCAAGCGGCAGAGCAGCGUCCCGUCGCCCAAACCCCCGGUCUACAGGUUCCGUCGGAACCACAGCAGCCCGGAUAUUUUUAAGUUCUUGUCCAGUUCUUCUGCAGUCAGCGCUUCGAAGAAAAAGCUCUCAAGCAUUGGCCGUUCGAAGAGUGAAACAUAUGAGUCGCCUCUUCUGUUCCCCAAGCCUCAGCGCCGACAUUCCUCUGUGUUUCCGUCGUCUAACAACCGCUUCAAACUCCUGGCAGAUGUAACAGAAGAGCCAUCCUACCUCUGUGUUUACAGGCUUGUGGUGAUGGCCUGUCUUCAGAUGAGCCCCGACAGGUCCCAGUUCUUCCGGUACGACUCGGUGACCCUGCGCUGCGAGGACCCGCUCAACUCCACCGGCUGGAAGGUGAAGAGGAAGACGGCGGAGGGCGGGGUCCGGCCCUGCUCCUCCGGCUGGGGCACCGCCUCCUCGGGCUCCACCUGCCUCAUCGGGAACACCUACCCAUCAGACACCGGGGCGUACUGGUGCGAGUCCGCGAGCGGGGAGAGGAGCCUCGGCGUCAACAUCACCAUCACCGAUCGCGCUGUGCUCCUGGAGAGUCCCGGCCUCCCGGUGCCGGAGGGCGCUGCGGUGACGCUGCGCUGUAAAGCAGACGCGCCCUCCCCCGAACACACGUACGAUUUCCAUAAAGACGGCCGCGUCAUCGGCAGCGGCUCCACAGGAGUGAUGACCAUCGACAGCGUUUCCAGAUCUGAUGAAGGACUCUACGCGUGCAGCAUCCCUGGACAGGGAGAGUCACUCGGCAGCUGGAUGGCUGUCGAAGGUUCCUCCAUGUCUUCAUCGCCACCUCCACCCGUAGCCUCCUGUUCGGUGUCUUUCUCCAGGGUGAUGUUCCACCUGCUGCUGGGAACUCCAUACAUGGUGUCCACCGUCCUACUGGGACUCAUAUACAGGGACAGGAGCCGAGCAGCUCGGGCGGUUGCAGAGAGAAGAGGCAGCAACGCUGUCGUCAUGGAAAUAGUUGUGUAGUCCUACCAACUGAUAAAGGUGUCAAAGAAACGCAGCACAUGCACCAUGGGAGAUCCCCUCGACCUCCGGCAUUCAGGCGUAUCAUCUGAUUACAUAGAAAUGUGUUGUUUUCUUUCUAAUCCAAAUCCGAAGACUGAUCUGCAACAUCAACCUUACUUCAUCUGAACUACAUGAGAAAUUAUAAUCCAGUAUUUACACAUUCUGAUGCUAAUAAAGAACAUUUUAUCAA
Etheostoma spectabile (orangethroat darter) is the source of this 2700-nucleotide messenger RNA. RefSeq lists its product as uncharacterized. The record is from RefSeq and is a predicted model, not a curated record. Bases 213 to 2471 code for a protein of 752 amino acids. Gene Ontology annotation, molecular function: signaling receptor binding. Gene Ontology annotation, cellular component: external side of plasma membrane. Lineage: Eukaryota; Metazoa; Chordata; Actinopteri; Perciformes; Percidae. Gene Ontology annotation, biological process: regulation of cytokine production; T cell receptor signaling pathway. The transcript has 11 exons.